AUGAGACUCGCAGCAUCCAAACAGCAAGACCUCUUCCGCCUCCUAAAACAGCAAACCACCAAAGACCACCCUUAUCACAUCCGCCACCUCUCCACCGCCGAACCCACUCACCCACCACCACCACCUCAAGCACCAACAUCACCACCACCACUUUCUUUCGACCCAUCAUUCGUUACCCAAGUAGUCACUCUCCUCCAAACCACCGACACCAAUGACUGGACCACCAACACCACUCUUCACCAUCUCCUCUUUCUCUCUCCUCAUUCACUGUCUCCUCUCUCCCUCCUCCGCAUCACCCGUGGCUUGGGCUCAACCGCCAAAGCCCUCCAAUUUUUCGACUAUAUUCGCACAACCUCACCGUCCCCACCGGACCCUCUUUCUCUUUCCUCCACUUUCCAGGCCAUUUUCGAGUUCGCAAGUCGAGAACAACCCGACUCAGCCACCAAGCUCUAUGAACUUUUCACCAGCUCAAGAGAUCAAAGCAUUCCUCUUUCAAAGAAUUCCGCAACCCUUCUUAUCCGAUUCUUUGGCCGGGCCAGAAUGGUUGAAAAAUCGCUUAUUGUAUACAAAGAACUCGACCCAGAUAGAAGAAAUAUCCAUGUGCGUAAUACAGUAAUCGAUGUUCUGCUGCGAUCAGGUGGAGUUGACGAGGCCGUUAAAGUGCUCGAUGAAAUGCUUGAUAGAGAGUCGAAGUAUCCGCCGAAUGAGAGAACACUGGAUAUUGUUUUGGCCGGGAUGUUGAAGUGGAAUUGGAGUGGGAGGAGUGUGAGUGAGGAGGAGAUUGUUGGUUUGGUUUUGAAAUUGGGGGAACAUGGUGUGUUUCCUAAUAAUGUGUGGUUAAGUCAAUUAACUACUAGGUUGUGUAGGAGUGGUAAGAGUAAUAAGGCUUGGGAGUUUUUGUAUGAUGUGAGGAGGUUGGGUGGUGCUGUGGAAGCUGCUUCUUGCAAUGCCCUUUUGACAGGUUUGGGCAGAGAGCAUGAUUUUGUGAGGAUGAAUAUGCUUUUAAGGGAGAUGAAGGAAGAGAAAAUUCAGCCGAAUGUUGUAACGUUUGGAAUUCUAAUUAAUUAUCUGUGUAAGCUCCGUAGGGUUGAUGAGGCAUUGGAGGUAUUCAAGAAGAUGAGAGGCAAUGAAAAUGAUGAAAUUUCCGUUGAACCGGAUGUUGUGCUUUAUAAUACUUUGAUUGAUGGAUUAUGCAAAGUUGGGAGGCAAGAAGAAGGCUUGGGUUUACUGGAACAGAUGAAAUCACGACAUGAAAGUGCACCUAAUACUGUUACCUACAAUUGCUUGAUUGAUGGUUUUUGCAAGGCUGGUGAAAUUGAGAGGGCCCAUGAGCUUUUGGAUCAGAUGUACAAGGAGGGGGUGAUGCCAAAUGUGAUUACACUUAAUACUUUGGUUGAUGGCAUGUGUAAGCAUGGGAGAAUCAAUAGUGCAAUGGAUUUCCUUAAUGAAAUGCAGCAAAGGGGUCUGAAAACUAAUGCAAUUACUUACACUCAAAAGGGUUUGAAAACUAAUGCAAUUACUUACACUGUCUUGAUUAGUGCUUUCUGCAAUGCCAACAAUAUUGAUAAGGCUAUGGCAUUAUUUGAUGAAAUGUUAAAAACCGGGUGUUCUCCAGAUGCAAUUGUGUACUACUGCUUGAUCUCUGGUCUAAGCCAGGCGGGAAGGGUCGAUGAUGCUAGCUUUGUGGCAUCAAUGAUGAAGAAAGCUGGGUUCGGCUUAGAUAUUGUAAGCUACAAUGUUCUGAUUAGUGGGUUCUGCAAGAAGAAUAAAUUGGAGAAAGCUUAUGAGAUGCUUAAGGAUUUGGAGGAAGCUGGAGUGAAGCCUGAUAGUGUUACAUACAACACUUUGAUUUCAUAUUUCAGUGAAACUGGAGAUUUUAGGACAGCCCAUACGUUGAUGAGGCGGAUGGUUAAAGAUGGUCUCGUGCCCACUGUUGUUACUUAUGGAACACUGAUUCAUGCAUAUUGCUUGGUGGGCAAUCUUGACGAAGCAAUGAAAAUUUUUACAAACAUGAGUUCUGCAUCAAGGGUAUCACCCAAUACCGUUAUAUAUAAUAAUCUGAUAGACUCUCUCUGCAAGAAUAAGAAAGUAGAAAUUGCUCUUUCCCUAAUGGAUGAUAUGAAAACCAAGGGAGUGAAGCCAAAUACCAACACAUACAAUGCCAUGUUCAAAGGCCUUCAGGAGAUAAACUGGUUGGAGAAAGCACUCCAACUUAUGGAUCAAAUGACUGAACAGGCUUGUAAUCCCGAUUAUAUUACUAUGGAAGUUCUUACGGAUUGGCUUUCUGUUGUGAACGAAACAGAAAAAUUAAGAAAUUUUGUGCAAGGGUAUGAAGUGUCUGCUUCAAUUGCAUAG
Molecule: messenger RNA, 2355 nt
Organism: Ilex paraguariensis (yerba mate)
Lineage: Eukaryota; Viridiplantae; Streptophyta; Magnoliopsida; Aquifoliales; Aquifoliaceae
Source: the annotation of a GenBank genome assembly